AUGGGAACCAGAAUCGCCGACGGCGGCGGAGAGCAUCUGAAGACUUUCGAAAAAUUUGAGGCUCUCACAAUUAUCAAUCACGGCAAUCAGAAACCUUUCGUAUCCUCUUCUCCUCCUCCGUCACCGUCAAUUUCCUCGUCCUUGAUCUCCUCGUCAUCGACACCUGAGUCGGUGAUUGAUUCGUUAAAGGCAAGUUAUGUUGAAGCUUCUCGUUCUCACGGCGAGGAGGAAGAGGAGGAUUUUGACUGGGUGGCUGUAGAAAGAGAGGCUGAUGUAAUUACAGAGAAAGCUCCCGAAAUUGACGAAGUCGAAGACGCUUUCUCUGCACUUCGAUUGAUGUUUGUUGAUGAUGAUGAUGAUGAUGAUGAUGAUAAAUCAGAAGACCAAGUUUCAGAGUCGGAGUUUGAAGAUUGGAUUGAGCCUCCAUUGCACCUCUGCAACACCAAUCUUCUACAGCCUUAUAUGCUUGACAGAUUCUACGACGCCUUUCAUCAGUUUCAAACCGACCCAUCUGUUCAGAGAAUGGUUAUGUCAUUGUCUUCAGACAAGGCUGUUUGGGAUGCAGUGAUGAACAACGAGGUUGUCCGGGAGCUCAUAACCAACGUUGAGAGGUCAGAAGAAGAGUCUUGUCCAGCCGCGGAUUUCUUAAGGAUGUUGUUUGAGAGAAGUGCCAUCAAGAUCAUGGACGCGAUGGAGAGAGUCACAAAGUACGUCACUGACCUCUUCAAUGUUGUUCCUGAAGAUGAGACGGUUGUGUUGGCCACAGGUGCUGCACCGGUGAUGGAGAAGCUACAGAUGACGGUUCUGCUCACCGUCCUUGUCCUGGUUAUCGUGUUAGUAUCUCGAGUCACGAGAGCUAAAUAG
This is a messenger RNA of Microthlaspi erraticum, 864 nucleotides long. NCBI's taxonomy places the organism in Eukaryota, Viridiplantae, Streptophyta, Magnoliopsida, Brassicales, Brassicaceae. The record is from the annotation of a GenBank genome assembly.